UCAGUCCCUGUCAACAACCAUCCGAGUCAAACCAAGCCAUCAUGGCAGAAGUAGCACCAGCCGCACCCGCCCCGUCCAAAACGGUCAAGAAGAAGAAGACCACCAAGACCGCGAAGGCCGGACCCAGCGUGUCCCAGCUGAUCACCGAGGCUGUCGCCAAGUCCAAGGAGCGCAAAGGAGUCUCCCUAGCCUCCCUCAAGAACUCAUUGAACGCCGCCGGUUACGAUGUGGAGAAGAACAAGGCUCGCAUCAAGAUUGCUGUCAGGAAACUGGUGGCCAAGGACGUCUUGGUGCAGACCAAGGGCACCGGCGCUUCCGGCUCCUUCAAGAUGAACAAGGCGUCUGAAGCCAAGCCCAAGAAAGCUCCCGCUAAGGCUAAGAGCGCCGCCAAGAAGCCCGCAGCCAAGAAAUCACCAGUGAAGAAAGUGGCAGCCAAGAAGUCCGCCAAGGCCACGAUCAAGAAGCCCGCAAAGAAGGCAACAACCCCGAAGAAGAAGGCAAAGACGGCGGCUAAGAAGAGCACCAAAAGCCCCGCCAAAGCCGCCAAGCCGGCGGCGAGGAAAGCCCCAGCUGCCAGGAAGAGUCCUGCUGCCAAGAAGAGCCCCGCUAAGAAGGCGAGCAAGCCUAAAGCCAAGACUGCAGCCAAGAAGAAGUAGUUCCAUUUACUCAUCAAACAAAGGCUCUUUUUAGAGCCACCACUUUCUCCUUUAAGAGUAAAAUAUCCUCGACGUGAAAUCAUUGAGCAAUAAUGUAAUGCUCACUAUAUAGUUUUUGUUCCUUGGCAGCCACCGUAUUUAAUACAAACCAACACAAAAUCAAGCAAGCGUUCUAAAUUGCAAACCGUGGGAUUAAGUAAUAUAAAUGUGUAUAUAUGUAUAUAUACAUAUAUAUAUAUAUGUAUAUAUAUAUAUAUAUAUAUAUAUAUAUUUUUUUUUUUUUUAAAAUAGAGAUGCUUUUCAGAAUCUAAUGAUUAAUAGUUUUUUUAUUCAUUUUUAAUGUCUUCCAGUUGGAACAAGGCUAUAUUUCACCCCAAAAUGUUUCAAAGGGGAAACAUGGAGGUAAUUGGACUCCUUAAAUAGGUCAAUAAAAUAUAAGACUUAUUCCAUCCAUCCAU
Molecule: messenger RNA, 1114 nt
Organism: Nerophis ophidion (straightnose pipefish)
Lineage: Eukaryota; Metazoa; Chordata; Actinopteri; Syngnathiformes; Syngnathidae
Product: histone H1-like
Exons: 1
Coding region: 42-656 (204 amino acids)
Biological process (GO): nucleosome assembly
Cellular component (GO): nucleosome
Molecular function (GO): DNA binding; structural constituent of chromatin
Source: RefSeq, a predicted model, not a curated record